CGAAAAAGUGCGCAGUCUGCCACUGCGCAUUUCGUUACAAAACAAAAACCAAAUGUGUACAAACCUGCACGAGCAGUUUUGCAACACGAACGUGGCCGGUCUGCUUCGGUCCAAGGCUGUCAAGCUAAUUAUAGGAAAAUAUGGAUGGGACAACGCGCAUACGGCUGAGUCAUAUUCAGGGUGUCCCAUUUCCAGAGAUGGUGGUGAAGUAUUGGGCAAGAGUGGAGAAGUUCCAGGCGUCAAAAGAGGAUUUGCUCAUUGCCACGUAUCCUAAAGCAGGAACUACGUGGACACAGGAAGUAGUGGAUAGCAUCCUGAAUGAAGGAGAUGUUGAAAAGUGCAAGAGAGCGCCCACUCAGGUGCGCAUGCCGUUCUUAGAGAUGACUUCUAAAGAUGGUUUAACUUCCGGUAUAACUAGGCUGGAGGUUAUGGAUCCCCCUCGUGUUAUCAAAACUCAUCUUCCCAUCCAGCUUGUGCCUCGUUCUUUCUGGGAUGCUGGUUGCAAGGCUAUAUAUAUGGCCCGUAAUCCGAAAGACACUGUGGUUUCGUAUUAUCAUUUUGACCGCAUGCAUCUUCACCAGCCAGAGCCUGGCCCUUGGCCACACUAUUUGGAGAAGUUCAUGACAGGGCAAUUGGGCUGGGGAUCCUGGUAUGACCAUGUUAAAGGAUACUGGAAGGAAAGGCAUAACAAGAAAAUCCUUUACAUAUUCUAUGAAGACAUGCAAGAGGACCCUGUUUGCGAAGUAACCCGCAUUGCUGAAUUCCUCGGACGGCAGUUAUCAAAAAGUACAAUAGAGAAUAUUGUGCAAAUGACAACGUUUUCUGCUAUGCGAGAAAACCCCAUGGCAAACUACUCAUCUAUCCCAGAUUCAGUCUUUGAUCGCACAGUCUCAGAUUUCAUGAGAAAAGGUCAGGUUGGUGACUGGAAGAAUCAGUUCAGUGCAGAAGAGGAUGCUGCAUUUGAUGAACAUUAUUGCAAAAUGAUGGCUGAUUGUCCUAUUCCAAUACGGUUCACAAUAUGAAUGACUAAAAUGUGUGAGUGUGUUAGUCCAGAAAACAUGGAAAUGUCAGUUUCCUAAAUUAAUUAUUAUUAUUAAUUAAUAAUGUUGAACAUGUAAUCACAUAUAUGUUUCUGUUUUGCCUCAUAAAAUACAUUGUUGGGCAAACUGUAAUAUUAAUGUACUACUCUGGAUGGGUCGUUGACUGUUCAAAGCUCUUGAAUGUGUAAAGUUCAAUUCCCCUCAUAAAAUCUCUAGAAAGUACACAAUAUCUGUUAACGGAAAUGAAAAUAAUCCACAGCAGAGGGCAGAGA
This is a messenger RNA of Labeo rohita (rohu), 1312 nucleotides long. RefSeq names its product sulfotransferase family 1, cytosolic sulfotransferase 5 (gene sult1st5). Gene Ontology annotation, cellular component: cytoplasm. The record is from RefSeq and is a predicted model, not a curated record. The transcript is spliced from 8 exons. Lineage: Eukaryota; Metazoa; Chordata; Actinopteri; Cypriniformes; Cyprinidae. Gene Ontology annotation, biological process: sulfation. Gene Ontology annotation, molecular function: sulfotransferase activity. The coding region runs from base 141 to 1022 and encodes 293 amino acids.